Messenger RNA from Selaginella moellendorffii, 1762 nucleotides. Its product is annotated as serine/threonine-protein phosphatase 5. Gene Ontology annotation, molecular function: protein binding; protein serine/threonine phosphatase activity. Lineage: Eukaryota; Viridiplantae; Streptophyta; Lycopodiopsida; Selaginellales; Selaginellaceae. Gene Ontology annotation, cellular component: cytosol; nucleus. The coding region runs from base 95 to 1543 and encodes 482 amino acids. The transcript is spliced from 11 exons. The record is from RefSeq and is a predicted model, not a curated record.
UUUGCCACGCUGGUCUUUCGGUUUAGGUCGAGAGCAAGAGAGAGAGGAUGGAUCGAUGAAGCCCUAGCACGAUUGUCAGCGCCGCUCGGCCGCCAUGACCGACGCAUCAAUUCGCGCGGAAGCGGAGCAGCUCAAGGAACAAGCCAAUGCGGCAUUUCAAGCUUGUAAGUUCUCCCACGCCAGGGAGUUGUACACACGGGCGAUUGAGCUCGAUGGUAGCAAUCCCGUGUACUGGGCAAAUCGGGCCUUCACGAAUGUGAAGCUGGAAGAGUAUGGAACCGCCAUUAUGGACGCUACCAAGGCGAUUGAGUUGGAUCGCAAGUACGUGAAGGGAUACUAUCGACGAGGUGCGGCAUAUUUGGCUUUGGGAAAAUUCAAAGAGGGGCUCAAGGACUUACGGCAGGUAUGCAAAAUUGUUCCAAAAGAUCCAGAUGCAAUGAGGAAGAUCCGGGAGUGUGAGAAUGCAAUCAAGAAACUAAGAUUCGAGGAAGCGGUUGCCAGCGACGAGAGACGCUCGGUUGCUGGAACAAUAGAUUACAGUGCUUUCGUAGUAGAGGACUCUUACACAGGAGCAAGGAUACAAGGCCAGCAUUUAGAUUUGGCGUUUGUGAAGCAGAUGAUGCAAGAUUUCAAGGACGAGAAACGGUUGCACAAAAGAUACGCUUAUCAGAUAAUGCGCGAAGCUUUGGAUUUACUCUCUAGUCUUCCGUCUCUUGUGGAAGUAACAAUCCCAGACAAAUGCCAUAUAACUGUGUGUGGUGACAUUCACGGCCAGUAUUACGACCUGCUUAACAUCUUUGAGAUGAACGGCUUACCUUCAAAUGAGAAUCCUUACCUUUUUAACGGCGAUUUUGUGGAUCGCGGUUCUUUCUCUGUGGAGGUGAUUCUGACUUUGUUCGCUUUUAAGUGCCUAUAUCCUCAAGGCAUUUAUCUGGCGAGGGGAAAUCACGAGAGUCAAAGUAUGAACAAGAUCUACGGUUUUGAUGGUGAAGUCAAGGCCAAGUACUUCUCCGACGUUAUGCCAGAGUACUUUUCCGAGAUAUUCUGUGCUCUUCCGCUUGCACACGUCUUGAACAGCAAAGUAUUCGUUGUCCACGGCGGUUUGUUUAGCACUGACAACGUAAAACUCUCCGACAUUCGAGCCAUCGACCGAUUCAAGCAGCCGCCUGACGAAGGCUUGAUGUGCGAGAUGCUCUGGAGUGACCCUCAUCCUGGCCUUGGAAGACAACCAAGCAAACGCGGGGUUGGAUUAUCCUUCGGCUCGGAUGUGACCGAGAAGUUUUUGGAGCAAAACAAUCUCGAUCUUGUUGUAAGAUCACACGAGGUGAAACCAGAAGGCUACGAGCAAGAACACAAAGGAAAACUCAUCACCGUCUUCUCUGCUCCAAACUACUGCGAUCAGAUUGGCAACAAAGGAGCGUUUGUGCGGUUCGUGGCACCACAUAUGAAGCCCGAGUUCACGACAUUCAAAGACGUGCCUCAUCCAAGCGUGAAACCAAUGGCUUACGCGCCCCAAGCCUAUGCGAGCAGCUUUGGAUUCUAGAGGCCGAGACGAGUGGAUUCAAGAUGAUGAAGAAGCUUUCGAUGUUAUGUGGUAUUGAGCUAAGGAUUUAAAACAGACCAGAGUUUUUUUUUCUCAGCUAGAUCGCGAUAACAUCUCCAAAAUUGCGCAUGAAGAAGAUUGCUCCUCCAAACAGUCCCAGCGCUCUAGCCAGCCUCUGCGGUAUAUACAUCAAUCAAUAAAUGGAUGGAUUCACGGCAA